Molecule: messenger RNA, 1287 nt
Organism: Daucus carota subsp. sativus
Lineage: Eukaryota; Viridiplantae; Streptophyta; Magnoliopsida; Apiales; Apiaceae
Exons: 2
Coding region: 116-1120 (334 amino acids)
Source: RefSeq, a predicted model, not a curated record
AAGAUUAAGGUCUAUUUUAUGCUUCGUUGCAGCUAGUAUUGAUCAUUGACCCAAACCUUUUGUAUACAUGCUAUUUCAGCUAGCACUUAACUGAAGAUUAGUAGAAAGAGUAACAAUGUAUGUGACCAGGCCUCUCUCCUACUAUCUAAAUAAUUCAAAGUCUCUUUCAUUGCCUCCUGAGGGUCCAAAUUCUGGUUAUUUAGUAAUACAAGAUGAAGAAUCUGAGAUGUAUAGUUGCUUCGGGUUGUGUAAGAACACAGACCUUAAUGAUCUGCCUUUCCCUCAGGACAAAAACUUGACUACUAGAUAUUCAUCAGGAGAGGACACAUAUCAUCACAAUCUUGCCUUUUUUCCUGUUCUUAAUCAACCAUUGUCCAAAAAGCGGUACUACGUGAUUGAUGCAUAUGGGAAGCAUAAAGGGAAGGCUUAUGCUUGUUCAACGGAAGAAGACAUGACUACUUGCUGUUUCUGCAGUCAUGUUAAAGAUGUAAAGCCAAGACCAUUUGAUCCUUGCGACAAAUAUCAGCAAUUCAAGAUUGUUAAUUAUGAAACUAAGGGUAGUUUUUAUGCGAAAUCUGUAGCUCAGGGUGCUUUUCCUCCAUCCUUUUUGAGAACUAGAGGAUGGAAUAUAAGUGCUAAAACUCCAAAACACUAUAAAUUAGGCGAGGCUUUAGGUGUCGACUCUACUCUUCGUGCACACCUUCCUGUCAUGAGCUUUCCACUGUCUCGUAAGAGUUCAGAAGCUGUUGUGGUGGGGAGAUGGUAUUGCCCUUUCAUGUUCAUUAAGGAUGGAAGGUUGACGUCAAGAGAUCAGAUGGAAAAGUCAAUGUUUUAUGAGAUGACACUAGAGCAAAGCUGGGAGCAGAUAUUUGAGUGCAGCAAUAUUGAUCAUGGCAUUGUUGUAAUGGUUAAUGCCGUUGUUCAAAGUGAAGUUGUAAUGAUUGGAGGCACAAAGGCUGUGUGGGAUGAAAAGAAAAUGGUGGAUAGAAGCUGUAAAACUAAGUGGUUUAAAGGCUCUGGGAGCAAAAGAGAAGUAAGCAUCGGAUUGAGUUCAGAGAUUAUAGAAAGAAUGAAAUGGGAGGAAGAAACGGUUGGAUGGGUUGGUGGAGGUGAAAGGUAAGUGAGGGUGCAUAAAGUGGAGGAGUUUCGAGGAGGUGCUGAAGGAUGGAGGAAGUUUGGAUGCUAUGUUUUGGUGGAGAGGUUUGUGUUAAAAAGAAUGAAUGGAAGUUUGGUUAUGACUUAUGAUUUCAAGCAUACGCAACAACUCAAGUGCCUGUGGGAGUGAUG